Scomber scombrus (Atlantic mackerel) is the source of this 1793-nucleotide messenger RNA. RefSeq names its product homeobox B3a (gene hoxb3a). Gene Ontology annotation, cellular component: nucleus. The coding region runs from base 266 to 1738 and encodes 490 amino acids. The transcript has 5 exons. NCBI's taxonomy places the organism in Eukaryota, Metazoa, Chordata, Actinopteri, Scombriformes, Scombridae. The record is from RefSeq and is a predicted model, not a curated record. Gene Ontology annotation, molecular function: DNA-binding transcription factor activity, RNA polymerase II-specific; RNA polymerase II cis-regulatory region sequence-specific DNA binding. Gene Ontology annotation, biological process: regulation of transcription by RNA polymerase II.
CAACAAACCAGUGAAGAGAGCCUUCACGGCGCGAGGAGAAGAUGGUUCAUAAAGUGCUGGAAGUGGUGGCGACUAAGUUCUUAGGAGCUUUCUGGAAGCCGUUUUCUUCCAUCCAAACACCAGGAAAUAAGAGGAAAUCUCUCGGUCAGAUUGCAGGGGACCGUUGGAGAGACACCGUCACGUGACCCCCGGUACCAAAUGGUCUUCCGGCAGUGGCUCUCAGCAAGGACCGGAGCACAAGAAGACGUCGCCACUUCUCUCAGAAAUGCAGAAGACAACAUACUACGACAACUCCUCGACGCUUUUCGGUGGCUACUCGUCCUACCAGGUGCAGGGGGCGGCAGCGGCGGCAGCAGCAGCCGCCAACGGCUUUGGGGGCUACGAUGCCCCGGUCCCAGUGUCCCACCACCAGCCGGCCUUCCAGUCGGCGACCCAUCUGGAUGUGGAUUCGUACCAGCGCUCUGCUUGCUCUUUACAGUCGUUGGGCAGUAACGGCAGCCACCAGCAGCAGCAGCAGCAGCAGCAGCAGCUAGCCAAAACCAAGGAGCUGAAUGGCAGCUGCAUGAGGCCCAGCUUGCCGCCUGAGCACCACCCAGGCUCCCAAGUUUCCCCACCACUGCCCCCCAACCCCAGCAACGGUAAUACCGGGGCUCAGCAGCCGGGGGGCAGUGCUGGAGCCUCCUCGGUUACUAAAUCAGGCCCCAAUAAGUCGUCUAAUUCCUCCUCCUCUACAUCGUCCUCCACAUCAUCCUCCUCCUCCUCACUGCCCCCCAACCCGACCUUGGCCAAGCACAUCUUUCCAUGGAUGAAAGAGUCUCGGCAGGCGACCAAGCAGAAAAACUGUUCACCCAGCAACAACUCUGGCAACGCGUCAGGAGGAGCUGAGAGCGGGAGCAGCGGGGAGAAGAGUCCCACCGGCGGGUCUUCGGCAUCAUCUAAGCGAGCUCGUACGGCGUACACCAGCGGCCAACUGGUUGAGCUGGAGAAGGAGUUCCACUUCAACCGGUACCUGUGCCGGCCGCGGCGCGUGGAAAUGGCCAACCUGCUCAACCUGUCAGAACGCCAGAUCAAGAUCUGGUUCCAGAACCGACGCAUGAAGUACAAGAAGGACCAGAAGUCCAAGGGCCUGAGUUCCAGUUCUGGAGGGCCGUCACCGACUGGCUCCCCGCCACUGCCGAUGCAGUCCUCCGCAAGCUUCCUCAACUCAAUGCACCCCAUGGUAGGGGGAGUCGGUGGAGGAUCAGGCUACGACGCUCCGUCUCCACCAUCCUUCGGAAAGCCUCACCAGGGAGUGUCUUACUCCAUGUCCACUGCCUACUCCAAUGUUCCUAUGAAGGGCUGCCCCCCCCAGCAGAAGUACGGCGCUCCAGACCCGGACUACGGUGACCCCCAUCCCCACCACAGCCUAGUACAGGCCAACAGUGCCGGGUAUGGAACACCCACCAACAUGCAGGCCAGUCCAGUCUACGUUGGGGGCGGCAGCUAUGUGGAACCCAUGCCUGGCUCCGGGCCCUCCAUGUACGGCCUAAACCACCUCGGCCCCACGCCAACCCAUCACCAAACCAUGGACUACAACGGCGCAGGGCCCAUGUCAGCCGCCAACCAGCACCACGUGGGCGGAGGUGGCCCCCAGGGUCCCUGCGACCCGCCCACACACCCGACGUACACAGAGCUGUCGGCGCACCACACCUCGACUCAGGGCAGAAUCCAGGAAGCACCCAAACUCACUCACCUGUAGCAGAUCCGAGCCAGGCGGGUCUGGAUAGUGGAGGAGCCGGGUCCCGCCGGCUGCG